AUGGCGUCCGAAGCAGAUUCACUGACAAAUUGUCGGUUCUACGAAGAGAAAUAUCCCGAGAUUGAGAGCUUUGUGAUGGUCAACGUCAAGCAGAUCGCAGAAAUGGGUGCCUACGUCAAACUCCUCGAAUACGAUAACAUCGACGGCAUGAUUCUCCUCUCAGAACUGUCCAGACGGCGUAUUAGAAGUAUACAAAAACUCAUCCGGAUCGGCAGGAACGAAGUCGUUGUGGUGCUGAGAGUGGACAAGGACAAAGGCUAUAUUGAUCUGUCGAAACGUAGAGUGUCGCCAGAGGAUAUUGUCCGCUGCGAAGAGCGAUACAACAAGAGCAAGUCAGUACACUCGAUCAUGCGACACGUUGCAGGCAAGACGAACACACCCAUCCUCAAAUUGUACGAGGACAUCGGCUGGCCACUGAACAAAAGAUACGGUCACGCCAACGAUGCCUUCAAACUCUCCAUCACAAAUCCCGACGUCUGGAACGACGUGGUAUUCCCCAGCCAAGUCGUCAAGGAGGAGUUCCAGUCAUACAUCGGCAAGAAGUUGACGCCGCAUCCCACAAAAGUCCGAGCCGAUGUCGAUGUCACGUGCUUCCGUUAUGAGGGCAUUGACGCGGUCAAGGAUGCUCUACGGAAAGCUGAGGCCAACAAUCGGGAAGACGCAGAGGUCAAGGUCAAGCUUGUGUCGCCUCCACACUAUGUGUUGACGAGUCAAUGCCUGGAUAAGCAGGUGGGAAUCCAGCUUUUGGAGCAGGCGAUCAAGGAUAUCACCGAGAGCAUUGCUGGCGCUGGCGGUGAGUGCAAGGUGAAGAUGGCGCCCAAGGCAGUCACAGAACACGACGAUGCCGAGUUGCAGGCUCUGAUGGACAAGAGAGCGCGUGAGAACGAGGAGGUCAGUGGUGACGAGGAUCUUAGCGAGAGCGACGAUGGCCCUGAGGUCUGA
Cyphellophora attinorum is the source of this 942-nucleotide messenger RNA. RefSeq names its product Eukaryotic translation initiation factor 2 subunit alpha. Gene Ontology annotation, molecular function: ribosome binding; translation initiation factor activity; RNA binding. NCBI's taxonomy places the organism in Eukaryota, Fungi, Ascomycota, Eurotiomycetes, Chaetothyriales, Cyphellophoraceae. The transcript is spliced from 2 exons. The coding region runs from base 1 to 942 and encodes 313 amino acids. Gene Ontology annotation, cellular component: eukaryotic translation initiation factor 2 complex; eukaryotic 48S preinitiation complex; eukaryotic translation initiation factor 2B complex. The record is from RefSeq and is a predicted model, not a curated record.